AUGUCGAGGAGCAGGGCGACGGCGUCGCGCUCGGCGACGACCCACCUCGACGCGUCCGCACCGCCUCGCGACCCCAAGCAGGCUCUGCGACGAGGUUGCUCUGCUCCACGGAGCUUGAGCAGCCCGUCGCAAGUCGAAGCUCGCCUCGAAGAAGCCGACCUCCUCAAGAAGGUCCUUGACGCCGUCAAGGAGCUCGUCACCGACGCCAACUUUGACUGCUCGGACGAGGGCAUCAAGCUGCAGGCGAUGGACAACUCGCACGUCGCGCUCGUCUCGCUCAACCUCAUCAAGUCGGGCUUCAGCCAGUACCGCUGCGACCGCGACAUGUCGCUCGGCAUGUCGCUCACGUCGCUGCAGAAGAUCGUCAAGUGUGCGGCCAACACGGACACGGUCACGCUCCGCGCCGACGAGUCGCAGGACGUGCUCGCGCUCCUGUUCGAGGCCAAGAAGACGGACCGCGUCGGCGAGUACGAGAUGAAGCUCAUGGACAUCGACCAGGAGCACCUCGGCAUCCCCGACACGGUCUACGACGCCGAGAUCGACCUCCCGAGCGGCGAGUUUGCGCGCAUCAUCCGCGACCUCAAGGAGCUCGGCGAGAGCGUCAAGAUCGAGGUCAGCAAGGACGGCGUCCGCUUCUCGAGCGAGGGCGACAUCGGCAACGCGUCCGUCACGCUCAAGCCGACCGACCGCCGCGGCAAGGAGGCGGCGAGCGACUCGGACGAGGACGAGUCCGAGGCCGAGGGUUCGGACGACGAGGACAAGAGUGACGAGGAGGAGGAAGAGGAGGAGGAGGAGGAGGAGCCCAAGGAGGAGGACGAGGAUGUCCAGAUCGCCGACGGCUCACAGGAGGACCAGAAGCCCACCGUGGCGGCGUCCGGCGACGAGGACGAGGACGGCGACGCGUCGUCGCCCAAGAAGAAGCGCGCUGUCGCCGACUCGGAGGACGAGAACGACGACGAGGACCAGCCGAGCGCCAAGAAGGUCAAGGGCGAGAAGGGCGCCGCCGUCAAGAAGGAGAAGGACGCGGCCGCGGCCAAGAAGGAAAAGGAGAAGGAGAAGAAGAAGAAGGCGGCCGAGAAGGACAAGGCCAAGAGGCAGAAGGAGAAGGAGAAGAAGGCCGAGAAGAAGAAGGCCGAGAAGAAGAAGGCGGUGGCCAAGAAGGGCAAGGCCAAGAAGGAGGACGAGGACCAGAAGAUGGACGUCAAGAUCAACCUGCAGCAGGCCGUAUCGCUCACGUUCUCGAUCAAGUACCUGUCCAACUUCGCCAAGUCGACGCCGCUCUCGGACCGCGUCCAGCUCCACAUGUCGAACGAGGUGCCGCUCCUCGUCCAGUACUCGUUCGACGCCGGCAACGUCCGGUACUACCUUGCGCCCAAGAUCGCCGACGAGUAG
This is a messenger RNA of Rhodotorula graminis WP1, 1392 nucleotides long. RefSeq lists its product as uncharacterized. Gene Ontology annotation, cellular component: PCNA complex. Lineage: Eukaryota; Fungi; Basidiomycota; Microbotryomycetes; Sporidiobolales; Sporidiobolaceae. The transcript has 10 exons. The coding region runs from base 1 to 1392 and encodes 463 amino acids. The record is from RefSeq and is a predicted model, not a curated record. Gene Ontology annotation, molecular function: DNA polymerase processivity factor activity; DNA binding. Gene Ontology annotation, biological process: mismatch repair; regulation of DNA replication; translesion synthesis.